GCACGCAGCCAGCAGCGCCGAAAGAGAGUCGAUCGUCGUUCCCCGCAGCACAUUAUAUACACGGCAUAGAGUCAGUGCAGUGUAUACACGGCAUCAAAUUUUGUUUAGCAACCGCUACGAUCACUCCCUCUCUCUCGCUCGCUCAAUCUCCUCCGUCGGAGAUUUCCAAGUUUCUUAGGUUGCACGGUGUACAAAAGGGUAAUUGUAUGAGUCAAAAAAUAGAAAAGCCAGUGUUGUCAGGUCAGCGCAUAAAGACCAGAAAAAGAGAUGAAAAAGAAAAGUAUGAUCCAACUGGAUUCCGUGAUGCCGUUUUAUCUGGUCUUGAAAAGGCUGAUAAUGAUUUAGAUGCCAUUUCAAAGUAUUUAGACACUGCUGGGUCUAAAUUAGACUAUCGUCGUUACGGCGAAGUCCUUUUUGAUAUUUUGAUUGCUGGUGGUCUCUUGGUCCCUGGAGGUUCCAUUGCUCAAGAUGGAGACAAACCAGUUAAAACAACUGCGUGUGUCUUCGCUCAAUCUGAAGAUAUGGAGUCUAUGCGCAACUUCGAACAGGUGUUUGUUAAGCUCAUGCGUCGAUACAAAUACUUGGAGAAGAUGUUCGAGGAGGAGAUGAAGAAAGUUCUUGUUUUCAUGAAGGGAUUUACCCCAAUUGAAAGAAUAAAGUUGGCUAGAAUGACAGCUCUCUGGAUCUCUAAUGGAUCUGUACCACCAACUGUCCUUUCAGUUUUAAUCAAUGAACAUCUUGUAAAGGAUAAUCUUGCUUUGGAUUUCCUUCUUGAAGUAUUUGUAACAUGGAAACAAGAGAAGGGUCUGCCAAGUUUAAUGUCUGCGCUCAAGCGUGGUGGCAUUGAAGGAAGGUUGAUGGAGUUUGUUCCACUCAACAAAAGGACAGAUGAAUAUUUUAGAUCAGUUUUUGAGUCAGCUGAUUUGGCUGAUAUUGUUAAAUUACACAAAGCUCAAGCCAGUCAAGAAGCAAAACGAGACCUGCAGCAGCUUCUUGUUGACGAUUUGGGGGAUAACAAACCCAUCAAGGACAUUGUUAGUGAUCUGAAGGAGAUGGCUCAAAGAUGCCACAUUCCUGAACAUGAAGUUAUUGGAUUGAUUUGGAAUGUUGUCAUGAGUCAAGCUGAAUGGAACAAAAAAGAAGAACUCGUUGCCGAACAAGCACUAAAACAUUUGAAGACUUACACUCCUUUGUUUGGUGCAUUCACUACUACUGCCAAAUCUGAGCUUGCUUUGAUUCUUAAAGUUCAAGAAUUCUGCUAUGAGAACAUGAACUUUAUGAAAGUCUUCCAGAAAAUAGUUCUACUCUUCUACAAAACUGAUGUAGUUUCAGAAGUAGUAAUUAUGAGGUGGUACAAAGACGGGCACUCAGUUAAAGGAAAAAUGCUAUUUUUAGACCAAAUGAAGAAAUUUGUCGAAUGGCUCCAAAAUGCUGAAGAAGAGUCUGAAUCUGGAGAGGAUGAGGACUAAUUACUUCAAACUACUAUAUCAAACAACAUUGCCAGGACUCAAAUGACAAGUCUUCUGUCCAAAAGUACAAUACAAGUUUUGGAAGAAGCUUGGAGCUCUUUGUAAAAACUUGUUUAUGACUUCUUAUAAAGAUAUGGAAAUGGAAUGUACAAAGUUCCGAAUUGAAUCAAGCAUCUGAUUUUUUGAAAUAACAAUAUUUAAUCAUGAAAAUAAAACGUAUGAAUAUAAUGGUAGUAUAAAAGAUGACUGUAAAUUUGAAAUGGCUCUGAAUUGUAUUAUUUUAAGGAAACUAUUUUGUGUUACAAUUUUUAUAACUCCAUUAUAAAAUGUAUACAGAAUAACAUAUAGAACAAACUGUUACUGUGUGUGUACACAUUUCAGAACCCUUACUUAAUUUGUAUAAUAAUUAUAUCAGUUUAUAAAAAUAUACUGUCAGGUGAUGUUUGAUAAUAA
This is a messenger RNA of Trichogramma pretiosum, 1922 nucleotides long. It is a transcript of the gene kra, whose product is annotated as protein krasavietz. Gene Ontology annotation, molecular function: protein binding. The coding region runs from base 207 to 1469 and encodes 420 amino acids. The record is from RefSeq and is a predicted model, not a curated record. Gene Ontology annotation, cellular component: cytoplasm; membrane. NCBI's taxonomy places the organism in Eukaryota, Metazoa, Arthropoda, Insecta, Hymenoptera, Trichogrammatidae. The transcript has 7 exons.